AUGGGUUUUAGUCGACCUAUUCCUGCUCCUGGAUUUCAACGCGAUCCUGAUAUUUCGAUCCCUUCAAGACAUCAACCCAAUCAUAUACCUUCAAAUGAAGUGGAUGGUGAAUUAUUGGAUAGUAGUUUUAUUGGAAUGAGUGGUGGUCAGAUCUUUCAUGAGAUGAUGUUACGGCAUGAUGUUAAACACGUCUUUGGUUAUCCCGGUGGAGCGAUCUUACCUGUCUUUGAUGCGAUCUACAAUUCCAAACAUUUCAAUUUCAUCUUACCUAGACAUGAACAAGGCGCAGGACAUAUGGCAGAAGGCUAUGCCAGAGUGUCUGGAAAGCCUGGGAUCGUUCUGGUCACCUCGGGUCCGGGUGCUACUAAUACCAUCACACCUAUGCAAGAUGCCUAUAGUGAUGGGACUCCGAUGAUUGUCUUUACGGGUCAGGUGGCUACUAGUGCUAUUGGGAGUGACGCGUUUCAGGAAGCUGAUGUGAUUGGAAUCAGUCGAAGUUGUACGAAAUGGAAUGUUAUGGUUAAAGAUAUCACCGAUCUACCACGUCGGAUCAAUGAAGCUUUUAAGAUUGCUACCUCUGGACGACCUGGACCUGUGUUGGUGGAUUUACCAAAAGAUAUGACGGCUGGGAUUUUAAGAACACCGAUCCCAUUGAAAUAUACUCAACCUGAUUUAGUAGAACGAGCCUUACCUUCUAAUCCUUUACGAUCACGUUCAAGAUCUUCUCAACCAAUUCCUUCUGGAUCACGAAACCAUCUUACAGCUGAUCCUAGUUUAUUACAACAAGCCUCUAAGAUGAUCUUGAAUGCUAAAAGACCAUUAGUUUAUGCUGGUCAAGGAAUACUAUCUUCUCCAGAUGGACCUAAGUUAUUGAAACGGUUAUCUGAUGAAUGGAAUAUACCGGUCACUACCACUUUGAUGGGUAUGGGUGCAUUUGAUGAAGAAGAUCCGAAAAGUUUACAUAUGUUGGGGAUGCAUGGAUCGGCUUAUGCUAACUUGGCGAUGCAAGAUGCGGAUGUGAUCAUUGCUUUGGGUGCAAGGUUUGAUGAUCGAGUGACUGGAAAAGUGGAUACUUUCGCACCUCAUGCUCGAGCAGCUGCAGCUCAAGGUCGUGGAGGAAUUAUUCACUUUGAAGUGCAACCUAAAAACAUAAAUAAAGUAGUCAAUGCGACUUGCGCAAUCGAAGGAGAUGUCGUCGAGAACCUAGGCGAAUUACUUGAAAUGAUGCCUAAACGACCUGAUGGAGCACCUUCUAGAACAGAAUGGAUAGAUACGAUCCGAAGCUGGAAAGCUAAAUAUCCAUUUAUCUAUGAACCAUCCUUACCAGGAGAAAUGAUGAAACCACAAGAAAUCAUCGAAGCUUUAGACCAAUGGGCUAAAUCCAAAGAAGGACGUAAAGAAAACUUAAUUAUUUCGACUGGCGUGGGACAACAUCAGAUGUGGGCUGCUCAACAUUAUCGUUGGACUUCUCCUAGAUCGAUUGUUACUUCGGGAGGAUUGGGGACCAUGGGAUAUGGACUUCCGGCGGCUAUUGGGGCUAAGGUCGCUCAACCUCAAAAGUUUGUCGUUGAUAUUGAUGGGGAUGCUUCGUUUUCUAUGACUGCUAUGGAGUUGGCUACCGCUCAUGAGUUUGGGAUUGGAGUUAAAGUCAUUGUACUUGAUAAUGAAUUUCAAGGAAUGGUACUCCAAUGGCAAGACCUCUUCUACGAAUCAAGAUAUUCUUCAACUCGAAUGACCAACCCGGAUUUCUGUGCAUUAGCUAAAUCGAUGCAUUGUCAUGCGAUUUAUUGUGAUAAGAAAGAAGAUUUAAAGUUGAAGAUGUCGGAGUUUAUGGAAUAUGAUAAUGAUCGACCGGUUUUGUUUCAUGUGAAAGUGACGGAUCGUGAACAUUGUUUUCCUAUGGUGCCUGCGGGGAAAGCUCUUCAUCAACAAAUCUUACAUCCUUUACUUAGGAAAUGA
Molecule: messenger RNA, 1959 nt
Organism: Melampsora larici-populina 98AG31
Lineage: Eukaryota; Fungi; Basidiomycota; Pucciniomycetes; Pucciniales; Melampsoraceae
Exons: 7
Coding region: 1-1959 (652 amino acids)
Biological process (GO): L-valine biosynthetic process
Cellular component (GO): mitochondrion; acetolactate synthase complex
Molecular function (GO): flavin adenine dinucleotide binding; thiamine pyrophosphate binding; acetolactate synthase activity
Source: RefSeq, a predicted model, not a curated record